CGGACGCCAGCGCCAUGCCCACUCCCAACGCCGCCUCGCCACAGGCCAAGGGCUUCCGCAGGGCUGUCUCCGAGCUGGACUCCAAGCAGGCCGAAGCCAUCAUGUCCCCGCGCUUCAUCGGGCGGCGACAAAGCCUCAUCGAGGACGCCCGCAAGGAGAGAGAGAAGGCCGAGGCCGCGUCAGCUGCUUCCUCAGAGCCCGGGGACCCCCUAGAGGCUGCCGUUUUCAAGGACAAGGACGGGAAGGCCACGCUGAACCUUCUCUUCACCCUUCGUGGCGCCAAGACCGCGUCCCUGUCCCGGGCCGUGAAGGCAUUCGAGACGUUUGAAGCCCAAAUCCACCACCUGGAGACCCGGCCCCCGCAGAGGCCACGGGCAGGGGGCCCCCACCUCGAGUACUUUGUGCGUUGCGAGGUGCCCAGCGCCGACCUGCCCGCCCUGCUCAGCUCCGUGUGCCUGGUGGCAGAGGACGUGCGUGGCGCCGGGGAGAAUAAGGUCCUCUGGUUCCCGAGGAAAGUUUCCGAACUGGACAAGUGCCACCAUCUGGUCACCAAGUUUGACCCUGACCUGGACUUGGAUCACCCGGGUUUCUCGGACCAGGCGUACCGCCAGCGCCGGAAGCUGAUCGCGGAGAUAGCGUUCCAGUACAAGCAUGGCGACCCCAUUCCCCGUGUGGAGUACACGGCCGAGGAGAUCGCCACCUGGAAAGAGGUCUACACCACCCUCAAGGGCCUGUACGUCACCCACGCCUGCCGGGAGCACCUGGAGGCCUUCCAGCUGCUGGAACGCUUCAGCGGGUACCGGGAGGACAGCAUCCCCCAGCUGGAGGACGUGUCCCGCUUCCUGAAGGAGCGGACGGGCUUCCAGCUGCGGCCAGUGGCCGGCCUGCUGUCCGCCCGGGACUUCCUGGCCAGCCUGGCCUUCCGAGUGUUCCAGUGCACACAGUACAUCCGGCACGGGUCCUCCCCCAUGCACUCCCCCGAGCCGGACUGCUGCCACGAGCUGCUGGGGCACGUGCCUAUGCUGGCAGACCGCACCUUUGCUCAAUUCUCCCAGGACAUCGGGCUGGCCUCCUUGGGGGCUUCCGACGAGGAAAUCGAGAAGCUGUCCACGCUGUACUGGUUCACGGUGGAGUUCGGGUUGUGCAAGCAGGAUGGCAAGGUGAAGGCCUACGGCGCUGGGCUGCUGUCCUCCUACGGGGAGCUCCUGCACUCCCUGUCUGAGGAGCCCGAGAUCCGGGCCUUUGACCCCGACGCCGUAGCCGUGCAGCCGUACCAGGACCAGACCUACCAGUCCGUGUACUUUGUGUCCGAAAGUUUCAGUGACGCCAAGAGCAAGCUCAGGGACUACGCUUCCCGCAUCCAGCGCCCCUUCUCUGUGAAGUUUGACCCCUACACGCGGGCCAUCGACGUGCUGGACAGUCCCCAGGCGGUCCGGCGGUCCCUGGAGAGCCUGCAGGACGAGCUGUACACCCUCACGCGUGCACUGGGCGCCCUCGGCUAGGAGCCCAGGGGAGGUCCUGAGGUCUCCCCGCUCCCGUCCCCGGCCUGCCCCCGGCCGCUGCCCACGGGAGGGGCGGGGUUACUGGAUGCCCAAGAGCCCACCAGAGAGCCCCCCUGCUGGAAGGCACCCCGCAGACUCCUACCCACCCCACCCCGCCCCGCCCACGUCGCCCGCUCACAGCCUCAAUAAAAGGAAGCAGCCCUUCCAGCGCCUCCCUCCGCGUCUGUGCGCCGGCCUGGGCUCACACCCUGCUCCCAGCCUCGUCCCCAGGUCUCUCUUCCGCCUCCCUCCUCCUUCGAGACCUCACCAGGCUGCCCCAGCCAGAGAGAAGACACCCUGCUCACCCCAGAGGACUAGCCUGCGCCGAGCCCCCAGCAGCUCGGGGACGAAGGGGGCCUCAUCCCCGUGGUGUGGCAGUGUGGGGGAAGGGGGCCCAGGGAGCCCCACCUGGGGUUCACAGCUCUGGAUUUAGGGGGUGCAAUUCCAAGGCAGGGCUACAGGCUGGGCCCUCCCCACAAGCCGGGUGUCCCCACUAGAGGACAGGGGCACAGGGGCCAGCCCGUAGCAGGUGCAGGGAUGGGCCCGGAGGCGUCCCACCCGCUGGUUCACAGAUGACAUCUCUGGGCCUGAGUCCCCAGCAAGGCGGCUGCGGCAGGAUUCAGGCUGUGUAAGAUGCCCGUUGCCUCACUCGAGGGGUCUGGAUGUGGCCCUCCAGCUGCAGCCCCCCACAUCCUCCAGGUCUGGCCUAGCCCAGGGGCUCCCUCCUCCCACUUUGCCCCUGUCCUUGGAGAGAGCAGCCUGGGGUUUCCCUCUUCCCUGCUGCGGGGUGGGAAAUGCCCGCCUGUCUCCCAGGCCCUGCUCACUCCUGGCAGCCAUCCCCGCCCCACCCCACCAGGGCCCUGGCAUGAAGCUUUUAGGAUGUCAGUCCCGGCAAACUCCUAAUCACCCGUCAGGGCCCUCCCAGACAGAGACUUCUCCCCCAGCCCUCCCUGGCGGUCUGUCUGUCCGUCACCUGUGCCUUAAGCACCUCGCCCAUGCCCAGGCCUCCAAUACCUGCAUUUCUUCAGCCCAUGAGACACUGGUGGGGCCAUGUUUGAGGGCUGUGAUCCCCGCUGAGACCUGGGGAAGGGCUGAGGGCUGGCCCUGACACCCCCGGGGCAACAGGAGGAGACA
This is a messenger RNA of Lutra lutra (Eurasian river otter), 2675 nucleotides long. It is a transcript of the gene TH, whose product is annotated as tyrosine hydroxylase. The coding region runs from base 15 to 1502 and encodes 495 amino acids. The transcript is spliced from 13 exons. NCBI's taxonomy places the organism in Eukaryota, Metazoa, Chordata, Mammalia, Carnivora, Mustelidae. The record is from RefSeq and is a predicted model, not a curated record. Gene Ontology annotation, molecular function: tyrosine 3-monooxygenase activity; iron ion binding. Gene Ontology annotation, cellular component: axon; perikaryon; cytoplasm. Gene Ontology annotation, biological process: response to hypoxia; heart development; dopamine biosynthetic process from tyrosine.